AUGGAGCGGCAGUGCUCCGGCGCGGCCGGGAAGCCCAGCGCGGGCAGCCGGACGGCCCCGGACGGCGCGCGGGGCGCAGGGCCGUCGUCGUCGUCGGUGGGCGCCCUGCAGCGCGGGGGCAGCCAGAGCGCCGAGCCGGACGAGCUGAUCCGCAGGGCUCUGGAUUUCAAGAGCCAAGGCGCGCAGUGCUACAAGGAGAAGAAAUUCCGCGAGGCCAUCGGCAAGUACCACCGCGCGCUGCUGGAGCUCAAGGGGCUGCUGCUGGCCCAGGAGGAGGACGACGACGUCGGGGACGGAGACCCCGCCGCCUCGCCCUCGUCCUCCUCAUCUGGCGGCGGCGGCGGCGGCUUGGGCAGAAGCCUCACGGGCGAGCAGAGCCAGCUGCUGGAGAGCAUCGAGAUCGACUGUUACAACAGCUUGGCAGCCUGCCUCCUUCAAGCUGAGCUGGUGAAUUAUGAGAGAGUCAAGGAAUAUUGCCUGAAAGUACUGAAGAAGGAAGGAGAGAACUUCAAGGCACUCUAUCGGUCAGGCGUAGCGUUCUACCACCUGGGAGACUACAACAAGGCACUUUACUACUUGAAAGAAGCAAGGUCCCGACAGCCAACAGAUACCAACGUCGUGCGGUACAUCCAGUUGACAGAGAUGAAGCUGAGCAGAUGUUCCCAGAGGGAAAAAGAAGCUUUGUGAGAAGGCGUCGGACUGCAUGAGAGGAUGUUUCCUCCCCUGAACGCCCCUCAAGCGGACUUUUCCUCUCUCAUGGCUCCACCUUAGCUGACAGUCUCUUCCCACCAACUUCCUGCUUUACUUUUGAUCCCAGCUGGAGUGGGGUGGGGUGGGGUUGUUCAUUGGUAUUAGAAAGAAGAGACUCAAAAUCCUGGUUCUGGCUUUGGCUGCUUGACGGCACAAAUCGAAGCCCUCAAAGCACAAUCGAUACAGCCAAUGGCCUUCCGGGACUUCUGGCCAAAGGUUCAAAGGGAGCAAUGGAAGGCCAUCUCCUCCACCUUGUGCUUUUACCAUUCGCUGCUGCUGUCACACUCACCAGCAAACAGAAGGAUGAUCAGCCUUUCUUCUCAAAUCCAGAGGCAGCAAGGAGGGCUGAGAGUCUGCAGCCGCCUCACUAGAACCAGACCCCCGUUGGGCAGCUUCCUACACCUGCAGAUUUUUAAGUUGCAGCAAAAAGCGGCCUCCUAUCCCACAGAGGCUUAUUUGGCAAUACAUUCUGAUGAAAGCACACUGGGGAGAAAUGUACUUUAAGCAAGUACUUUAUAGAGUCCAAAAACUAGGUGGGGCUUUAGGGAUAUGGAAGAACCUGAAACAGAAUGUGAAAGGACACUGUAUUGUUUGGGGAAUGAAACUGUGGAAUGGUUAACUAAUAUCAAAUACAUGUUGUUUAACAGGCAGCAACCCCAUAUAUUAUAAUAAUAAUAAUAAUAAUAUUUUUUGGAAGGUGCACCUGGUCCCUUUGACCUGAAGAGGCAGCAUGACCAUGUAACUAGUCUCAGCUCAGACAGUGCAAACUGGAGCACCAAAUUAUGAUUUUGCCAUCAUCUCGAUAACCACCCGUGGGCAAGUCACUUACCCUUUCUGUGCCUCAGUUUCUCCAUCUGUACAGUGGGGACUAGAAUGCCUCCCUACCUCACAGGGGGUGUUGUGAGGAUUUGUUUAGUUGAUGUUUGUACAGUGCUAAAUAUUAUUAUUGGUACGCUG
This is a messenger RNA of Podarcis raffonei (Aeolian wall lizard), 1707 nucleotides long. RefSeq names its product tetratricopeptide repeat domain 9 (gene TTC9). NCBI's taxonomy places the organism in Eukaryota, Metazoa, Chordata, Lepidosauria, Squamata, Lacertidae. The transcript is spliced from 3 exons. Gene Ontology annotation, molecular function: protein binding. The coding region runs from base 1 to 687 and encodes 228 amino acids. The record is from RefSeq and is a predicted model, not a curated record.